Saimiri boliviensis boliviensis (Bolivian squirrel monkey) is the source of this 2929-nucleotide messenger RNA. The record is from RefSeq and is a predicted model, not a curated record. NCBI's taxonomy places the organism in Eukaryota, Metazoa, Chordata, Mammalia, Primates, Cebidae.
CUCUGCUCUCAAAAAAAAAAGUUUAUGAUCAGUAAGUUAUUUUAUUUGGAAUGCUUUGAUUUACAUCCAACUUUUUCAGAAACGCAUUACUUUUUAGAUGUAGGAUAUAGUCACUGAAGGGGGAGUACCAGUAUACAUAAAUGUAUUAUGUAAAAAUGGAACAAAAGAGGGUGGGGUCAAAGAUAAAGACCAUGAUGUAAAUUUUGUACCUUCUUGCACUUUGUGGUAUUUCAUGGAUGAUAGAGCAUUUUAAAGUGGCAUGGUUGCAAAAAUGCAUGUAUCAGGAAUUAAUAAGCUAACAGGGAAAUUUUAAGAAUUUCAUGCUUCAGUAUGCUUGUUUGUCUUCAGAACGUAUUUUAAGUCAGAAUGAGCAAAGAUAGUGGUCAAAGUUGGAAGAAGGUGUAAUUUUACUCAUUUUUUUUCUUUUUGACUUACUUGAACCUUGACAUCUGUGCUAUAGGUGAGUUUAGAUAGGUUUGUACAAAUAUUUCAGCCUGGGUUGCCUCACUCUAACUAUAUCUUGAUUUCUUAGCAUGACUUAGUGAAAGCUUCUUUUAAGAAUCUUCAGGUUAUAAAAUAGUGAAAAUUGAACUUAGGUGGCGGGGAUAUUACAGUUGUUUAGAUUUAUGUUUGAAUUAUUUAUAUUAAAAUUGUUCAUAUUUUAGGAACUAGAAUGAAACAUGAAAGGGGAGGAGGGUGAAGAGUAUGGUAAAAAAACAUUUAGAGAAAUUUAGUAAAUUCUCUGUUAGAAACUAGACUUUUGAACAAUUUUAAAGACUAUAAAAUUGUUUUUUUAAAAAAAAUAAACUAGUUAUUUGCACUUUACCUGCUGGCUUUUCCAUUUGGUAGAUAACAUUCUGAACUCCAGCAGAGUUUUAUAAUCCCCACGUGCUUAAAUAUACUAAAUGUUCUUUUUCCAUUAAGGUUAAUGUUCGUGAAGAAAUUGAAGAGUUUUUUCCAAGAAUGUGGAAGAUAAAUCAAGAUAAAAGAAGGCUAAUGAAAAGUAUUAAAGAUCAGAAAAUUAAAAUUGAAUGGGGGAAAAAAUUGAACAGAAGAUUGGUCAGAUAGAAGCACUUGAAUAUUUUUUUUAAGGCUAUUUUGAAUUGUUUGAAUUGGGGAAGAAUACACGAAGUAUGAAAAAUGAAAAAAUGAAGAAUGAAGAGAAGUAGAAAGCAAGAGUGAAGUAGAAUUAAAAGAAUCUGGAAGAAUGAAUGGGUCCUAGGUUAAGUAAAUGAGUCUCGCUCUCAGUCAAAAUCUCCAACGGGAACUCCUGCUCGUGUAAAAUCGGAGAGCAGGUCAGGAUCUCGUAGUCCAUCAAGGGUUUCCAAACACUCUGAAUCCCAUUCUCGAUCAAGAUCAAAAUCCAGGUCAAGAUCAAGGAGGCAUUCUCAUAGACGUUACACUCGAUCCAGAUCCCACUCUCACUCUCAUAGGAGACGAUCUCGAAGUAGAUCAUAUACACCAGAAUACCGGCGGCGAAGGAGCCGAAGUCAUUCUCCAAUGUCUAACCGGAGAAGACAUACUGGCAGCAGGGCAAAUCCAGAUCCCAACACUUGCCUUGGAGUGUUUGGCCUCAGUUUGUACACAACAGAGAGAGAUCUUCGUGAAGUGUUUUCUCGAUAUGGACCAUUGAGUGGCGUCAAUGUGGUUUAUGAUCAGCGAACUGGGCGAUCUCGAGGAUUUGCUUUUGUAUAUUUUGAGCGAAUAGAUGACUCAAAGGAGGCUAUGGAAAGGGCAAAUGGAAUGGAGCUGGAUGGUAGAAGAAUUCGAGUGGAUUAUUCUAUCACGAAGAGAGCGCACACACCUACACCAGGCAUCUACAUGGGCAGACCAACCCAUAGUGGUGGUGGUGGUGGAGGAGGAGGCGGCGGUGGAGGUGGAGGUGGUGGCAGACGUCGAGAUUCUUACUAUGAUAGAGGAUAUGAUCGUGGAUAUGACAGAUAUGAAGACUAUGAUUACCGGUACAGAAGACGAUCACCUUCUCCUUAUUAUAGUCGAUACAGAUCACGAUCAAGAUCUCGUUCCUACAGCCCAAGACGCUACUGAUAACGGAAUGGUUGCAAUUAAGGAUAUUUUUCCUCUCUCUUUUUUUUUUUUUUUUUUUUUUUUUUUUUUUUUUUUUUUAUUCUGAGAUUUCCCCAAGCUUCGGAUUCUUCCUACUCAUUAAGAAAAAAAAAGCUUUGGUUUAUUUAGCAUCUACACUUUUGUGAAUUGUGUUGCUGUUUUCCACCCCUUUUAUUAUACUCUUAAAGAUGUAAUUGUCAUUUUGAGUAGUUAAACAUCUUGAGUAUAACAGGAACCCCCCCAGUGUUAUGCUUUGUACUUUUUUUUUUUUUUUUGCUUUUACCGAGGUAAACUUCCAGCUAAUCAAAUAACGAAAAAAUUGUGUUUUUAUAGCUUCUUUUGUGUUACAUACUGUAUUAGAGAUCUGCAUUUAUGAGUAGCUCAUUUUUUAACUUUAUUUUGGGGAAGGUAGUAGUAACACAUGAAGUAAUUCAUUCAUGUCAGGUUUGUCUGGGGUGGCAUGGAACAGUCAGGUAGUUGAGUAUAGAAACUUUGAAGCAAUAGAAGAAAACACUUGGACAUUUCUUUUGAAGAACGGAAUUUUUGAACCCUAAAAAUUAAGUCUUUUUUUUUAAGAGAUGAAAAGCUUGUGGACUCCUGUAAAACAUUCUGUAUUUGAAAUACAUCUGUUAAAACUUAAAAACUGAAGUGUGAUUUUUUUGUUGUUGUUGUAAAAUUUAUUGAAGUUUAUUCCCUUAAUCAGUGAAGGAUAACUCUUAUUUAUUACCUAGAGCAGUUGUAUAAUUUGUUGUUAGAAAUUUUGGUAUUGGGACAGUGGAUAAAGCAGGUUAUCAUAUAGUAUAGAAUCCUUAGAAGAUACCUGUGGGGAAACAUAGUCUCAAAUAAAAGUUAAUUUCUUUGAAAA